UUCGCAAUCGUAAUUCGUUAGUAACUACUAUUGUCUAUUAAUUAUUAGUUAUUACAGUAUUACUAUAUUAUUAUGUCUUGAUUUGUAAGUUAUAUUGUGUAGAUUUCUGUUUUCCAACAAACUUAACGAACUCAUUAUUCGUUUAUACUUUUCGUAUUUAUAUUUUAUACUAAACUCACUUAAAUAUUUCAUCAACAGUGUCGUUUUUAGUUGCUGAAUAAUAUUCAAAUAAAUCUAACACCAAGGUGUCAACUGUUCGAAACGUUUCAUUCAAGUAUUCUAUAUGCUUAUGAAGUAUGAAUGGAAUGUUUUUACUCAAAGUUGGAAUCGGUGAUUGAGAUAUGAACAUUGUAAUAGUUAAUCACAUUGGUUUAUGAAUAGAUAUUGAACUUUAAUUACAACAGUGGAUUUGUUUUCUUCGACAAUGCCUCAUCAUUAUGGCCUAGAAAUUACUACGCAGAUUCGGCCUGAAAAGAAGCUGACUAAAGAUGCUAUGGAAAGAUAUUUACUUGAACGCAAUGACUUGGUUUUAACUAUCCUUCAUGCUAAAGUUGCUCAAAAGUCUUAUGGUACCGAAAAACGUUUUUUCUGUCCACCUCCAUGUGUCUAUCUUUUUGGCAAAGGCUGGAAGUUACGGCAACAGCAGUUGCUCAGAGAAGGAGUGACUGAAACUAAUUCUCAAAUGAGUGCGUUUAUUGGUAUUGGUAGUGCAGAUCAAGAUUUGCAACCACUUGAUCUUAAUAAUAAUAAACAGUAUUGUGCCGCCAAAACUUUAUUUAUAUCUGAUUCUGAUAAGCGCAAGCACUUUAUGCUUAUGGUAAGAAUGUUCUACAAUAACGGCUACGAUAUUGGAACUUUUCACAGUAAACGAAUCAAAGUAAUAUCUAAACCUUCUAAAAAAAAACAAUCUUUAAAAAACGCUGAUUUAUGUAUAGCUAGUGGUACAAAAGUAGCUUUGUUCAAUAGGCUUAGAUCACAAACAGUAAGCACUCGAUAUUUGCAUGUUGAAAAUGGUACCUUCCAUGCCAGUUCAACAGAGUGGGGAGCUUUUAUCAUUUACUUAUUGGAUGAUGAUGAAGGUGAAAGUGACAUGUUCAAUGUUCGAGAUGGUUACAUUCACUAUGGUAGUACAGUGAAAUUAGUAUGCAGUGUUACUGGAAUGGCCUUACCCCGAUUAGUCAUCAGAAAGGUUGAUAAACAAACAGCAUUGCUAGAAGCUGAUGAUCCUGUGUCACAAUUACACAAAUGUGCUUUUUACAUGAAAGACACUAAUCACAUGUAUUUAUGUUUAUCACAAGAGCGUAUAACAAACUUCAAUGCCACGCCAUGUCCAAAAGGGCCAAAUAAAGAAAUGAUCAACGAUGGAGCUUGUUGGACAAUUAUUAGUACAGACAAAGCAGAAUAUCAAUUUUAUGAAGGAAUGGGGCCUGUAAAUUCUCCCAUAACACCUGUGCCAGUAGUGCAUGGACUUAAUACUAAUGGUGGUGGUGAUGUGGCCAUGUUAGAACUGAGUGGGGAAAAUUUUACACCACAUCUACAAGUAUGGUUUGGAAAUGUUGAGUCUGAAACUAUGUUUCGUUGUCAAGAGAGUAUGAUUGCAGUUGUGCCAGAUAUCUCUUCAUUUAGAGGAGACUGGUCAUGGGUGAAACAACUAACACAAGUACCAGUGUCAUUAGUAAGGAAUGAUGGGAUUAUCUAUGCUACUGGAUUAACUUUUACGUAUACACCUGAACCAGGCCCAAGAAACCGUGUAACACCAGCUGACAAAAUAAUGAGAACAUCUACUUCAAAAAAUAAUUUUUCAUUAUCACAUAUCAUGAGUUGAUUAUUAAAAGGGUAUUUUUUUUAAUAGUAAUAUUUAUUUUACAGCCAACAGGGUAUAUGACUGAUAAUUGACUGAAUGAAACAACAAUACACUGUUUUGACUUUUGAUAGUAAAGUAGUAUUAAAUAGUAGAUAUGUUUCAGGUACCUAAAUAAUUUAUUUUUAGUUGGAUACCUACCAAGUACAGGCUUAAUAAUAAUAUUUUAAAAACCGUCUUUUGAAUAUAAGUUGGGAAAAAACGUUUGUUUUAUAUCAAAUAAUCUUGUAUUGGACGGUUGUUAAAUAUAAUUUUAAGUAGUAAUUAUUGAGUACUUGGAAUAUCUCUAAUUAAAUGCCUAAUGAGACAAAUUUAUAAUUAUAUUUUUUUUUAUAAUUUUUUUUAAAAAACUUUAUAUUAUGUAAUAAUAUUGCUCAAAUUUUUCUUUGUUUUUUUUUAUUUAUGUACCACAUUUUCUGAACGUUUUAAAAAUCACUCAUUUUUAUAUAGUUAUCUAUUUAUCAUAAAUGUAUUAAUACGUAAAAUUAUUGUGAAUUGUAAAUAUAUUUUGUUAGGCAGCCAACUUUAUCAUUUGUUAUUGUUUACCACAGACAAAUUAAAGUUUUUAAUUUAAUAAAAUAUUAUUAUGUACACAUUUUAAAAAAUAAUCUAAUAUUUCUUGUAGAAUAUUAAAAUAUAAAUUAUAUGG
Messenger RNA from Aphis gossypii (cotton aphid), 2510 nucleotides. RefSeq names its product suppressor of hairless protein-like. The transcript has 2 exons. The record is from RefSeq and is a predicted model, not a curated record. Gene Ontology annotation, cellular component: nucleus. Lineage: Eukaryota; Metazoa; Arthropoda; Insecta; Hemiptera; Aphididae. Bases 425 to 1825 code for a protein of 466 amino acids. Gene Ontology annotation, molecular function: RNA polymerase II cis-regulatory region sequence-specific DNA binding; DNA-binding transcription activator activity, RNA polymerase II-specific. Gene Ontology annotation, biological process: regulation of transcription by RNA polymerase II.